Myotis davidii is the source of this 4635-nucleotide messenger RNA. RefSeq names its product phosphatidylinositol-3,4,5-trisphosphate-dependent Rac exchange factor 2 (gene PREX2). The record is from RefSeq and is a predicted model, not a curated record. Gene Ontology annotation, molecular function: guanyl-nucleotide exchange factor activity; protein binding. The transcript has 39 exons. NCBI's taxonomy places the organism in Eukaryota, Metazoa, Chordata, Mammalia, Chiroptera, Vespertilionidae. Gene Ontology annotation, biological process: intracellular signal transduction.
AUGAUUGGAUUUGCAUUCUUGCAGCGAAUGAACCAGUAUGCAGCAUCAAAAGUUGACAAAAACGUCACAGAGGAAACAGUGAAGAUUCUGUUCUCAAACAUUGAAGACAUCCUUGCGGUACAUAAGGAAUUCUUAAAAGUGGUGGAAGAAUGCCUACAUCCUGAACCCAACGCUCAGCAAGAAGUGGGAACCUGCUUUCUUCAUUUUAAAGACAAGUUUCGUAUUUAUGAUGAAUAUUGUAGUAACCAUGAGAAGGCACAAAAAUUGCUUCUGGAACUGAACAAAAUUAGAACAAUCCGGACAUUUCUUUUGAACUGCAUGCUGCUUUCAGGACGGAAGAACACAGAUGUCCCCCUGGAAGGAUAUUUAGUAACUCCAAUACAGAGAAUAUGCAAGUACCCUCUCAUUUUGAAGGAGCUGCUGAAGCGGACUCCAAGGAAACACAGUGACUACGCAGCAGUGAUGGAAGCUCUCCAAGCCAUGAAAGCUGUCUGUUCCAACAUCAACGAGGCCAAGAGACAGAUGGAGAAGUUAGAAGUGUUGGAGGAAUGGCAGUCUCACAUUGAAGGCUGGGAGGGGUCCAACAUUACUGACACCUGCACUGAAAUGCUGAUGUGUGGAGUCUUACUGAAAAUUUCUUCUGGAAACAUUCAAGAACGGGUGUUUUUUCUUUUUGAUAAUCUUUUGGUGUAUUGCAAAAGAAAACACAGACGAUUGAAGAAUAGCAAGACAUCUACAGAUGGACAUCGGUACCUUUUUCGUGGCCGGAUCAAUACAGAGGUGAUGGAAGUGGAGAAUGUGGAUGAUGGUACAGCUGACUUCCAUAGCAGCGGACACAUUGUGGUUAAUGGAUGGAAGAUACAUAACACAGCAAAAAAUAAAUGGUUUGUGUGUAUGGCAAAAACACCUGAAGAGAAACACGAAUGGUUAGAAGCUAUUUUGAAAGAAAGAGAAAGACGAAAAAGUUUAAAAUUAGGAAUGGAGCAAGACACCUGGGUAAUGAUCUCUGAACAGGGUGAGAAGCUCUACAAAAUGAUGUGCAAACAAGGAAAUCUGAUCAAAGACAGAAAAAGAAAACUGACUACGUUCCCUAAAUGCUUUCUUGGAAGUGAAUUUGUGUCAUGGCUGUUGGAAAUCGGAGAGAUUCACAGGCCUGAAGAAGGUGUUCACUUGGGACAAGCAUUAUUAGAAAAUGGAAUUAUACAUCAUGUUACUGAUAAACAUCAAUUCAAACCAGAACAGAUGUUAUACAGAUUUCGCUAUGAUGAUGGAACAUUUUAUCCAAGAAAUGAGAUGCAGGAUGUGAUUUCAAAGGGUGUAAGAUUAUAUUGCCGUCUUCAUAGCUUAUUUACUCCAGUGAUAAGGUGAAUGAAAUGGGUGGUGAGGUAUCAACAAGGAGUUAUGUUUUAAAAGAUUGUUGAUUACUUGCUAAAACAGGGGGAUUGUCGCACCAGAGAAGAGGCAAUGAUAUUUGCUGUUGGACUUUGUGACAAUGGAUUUAUGCACCAUGUCCUUGAAAAAAGUGAAUUCAAAGAUGAACCUCUCCUUUUCCGUUUCUUUGCGGAUGAAGAAAUGGAAGGAUCCAAUAUGAAACAUCGACUUAUGAAACAUGAUUUAAAAGUUGUGGAAAAUGUAAUAGCUAAAUCAUUAUUGAUUAAAUCCAAUGAAGGCAGCUAUGGUUUUGGGUUAGAAGACAAAAAUAAAGUUCCAAUAAUUAAGUUGGUAGAAAAGGGGUCCAAUGCCGAGAUGGCUGGCAUGGAAGUUGGAAAAAAGAUUUUUGCUAUUAACGGUGACCUAGUUUUUAUGAGACCUUUCAAUGAAGUGGAUUGCUUCCUGAAAUCCUGCUUAAACAGCAGAAAACCUCUAAGAGUUCUUGUGAGCACAAAGCCGAGGGAGACAGUGAAAAUCCCAGAUUCAGCCGACGGACUUGGAUUCCAGAUCCGGGGGUAUGGCCCAUCAGUGGUGCAUGCGGUGGGAAGAGGAACGGUGGCCGCAGCAGCCGGCCUUCACCCUGGACAGUGUAUCAUCAAAGUCAAUGGGAUCAAUGUCAGCAAAGAGACACAUGCCAGCGUCAUUGCACACGUCACGGCCUGCAGGAAGUACAGGAGACCAACCAAGCAAGAUUCCAUACAGUGGGUUUAUAACAGCCUCGAGAGCGCCCAGGAAGACCUUCAGAAGUCUAACCCCAAACCCCCGGGAGAUGAAGCAGGGGAUUCUUUUGAUUGCAAAGUAGAAGAGGUAAUUGACAAGUUCAACACCAUGGCCAUCAUCGAUGGGAAGAAGGAGCACGUGAGUCUGACGGUGGAUAACGUGCACCUGGAAUACGGGGUCGUGUAUGAGUAUGACAGCACCGCUGGGAUCAAGUGCAAUGUGGUGGAGAAGAUGAUCGAGCCCAAAGGUUUCUUCAGCCUCACUGCCAAGAUUCUCGAAGCCUUAGCUAAAAGUGAUGAUCAUUUUGUACAAAACUGCACCAGCCUUAACUCUUUAAAUGAAGUGAUUCCUACUGAACUUCAGAGUAAAUUCAGUGCCAUCUGCAGUGAAAAAGUUGAGCACAUCUCUCAGAGAAUAUCCAAUUACAAAAAGUUUUCUCGUGUACUAAAGAACAGAGCCUGGCCCACCUUUAAACAAGCCAAAUCUAAAAUAUCCCCACUGCACAGCAGUGAUUUCUGCCCGACCAACUGCCAUGUCAACGUGAUGGAAGUUUCUUAUCCCAAAACAUCGACCUCCCUGGGGAGCGCAUUUGGUGUUCAGUUGGAUAGUAGGAAGCAUAAUGCUCAGGAUAAAGAAAACAAAUCUGAACAAGGGAAACUGAGCCCCAUGGUGUACAUUCAGCACACAAUCACAACCAUGGCGGCCCCUUCGGGCUUGUCUCUGGCACAGCAGGAUGGGCACGGGCUCCGGUAUUUGUUAAAAGAAGAAGACUUGGAAACCCAAGACAUCUAUGUGAAACUGCUGGGCAAACUCCAGGCUGCCCUGAAAGAGGUGGAGAUGUGUGUCUGUCAAAUAGAUGACCUCCUGUCUUCGAUAACAUCUUCUCCUAAGUUAGAACGGAAGACAUCCGAAUGCCUAGUGCCAACAGACAGCGACAAUGAGAAGGGGGAAAGAAAUAGCAAACGAGUCUGUUUUAAUGUGGCCGGAGAUGAGCAGGAAGAUUCAGGUCAUGACACUAUCAGCAACAGAGACUCUUACAGGUAAUCCGUUAAUUCCUCGAACUCAUUUAUUUCAUCAACAAGGUCAAAUUGCAGCUCAUAUUUUCAUAGCGAUGAAAUGGACUCAGGUGAUGAACUUCCACUAAGUGUUCGAAUUUCUCAUGAAAAACAGGAUAAGAUACAUAGUUGUCUGGAGCAUCUUUUCAGCCAGGUGGAUUCAAUUACCAAUCUCCUAAAAGGGCAAGCUGUGGUCAGAGCCUUUGAGCAAACCAAGUACCUAACCCCAGGUCGAGGAUUGCAGGAAUUUCAGCACGAAAUGGAACCAAAGCUGAGUUGUCCAAAACGGUUAAGGCUUCACAUCAAGCAAGAUCCUUGGAAUCUUCCCAGCAGCGUCCAGAGUCUUGCUCAGAACAUCAGAAAAUUUGUUGAAGAAGUCAAGUGUAGAAUACUUCUGGCACUUCUUGAGUAUUCAGACAGUGAGCCACAGCUCCGAAGGGACAUGGUUUUCUGCCAAAGUCUCGUGGCCACGGUCUGUGCCUUCUCCGAGCAGCUCAUGGCAGCCUUGAACCAGAUGUUCGACAACAGCAAGGAAAAUGAGAUGGAAACGUGGGAAGCCAGCAGGAGGUGGCUGGACCAGAUCGCCAAUGCAGGCGUUCUUUUUCACUUUCAGUCCCUUCUGUCGCCAAACUUGACAGAUGAACAGGCCAUGCUAGAAGAUACACUGGUUGCACUAUUUGAUUUGGAAAAGGUUUCUUUUUACUUUAAACCAUCAGAAGAGGUACCGCUGGUUGCAAAUGUUCCUCUUACAUAUCAAGUGGAAGGAAGCCGGCAAGCUCUGAAAGUUUACUUCUACCUUGAUAGUUAUCAUUUUGAACAACUGCCUCAACGGUUGAAAAACGGAGGAGGGUUCAAAAUUCAUCCUGUUCUUUUUUCACAAGCUCUGGAGAGCAUGGAAGGAUAUUAUUAUAGAGACAAUGUUUCAGUGGAAGAAUUUCAAGCCCAAAUAAAUGCAGCCUCCUUGGAAAAGGUCAAACAAUACAAUCAGAAGCUCAGGGCAUUUUACUUGGACAAGUCAAAUUCGCCACCCAACUCCACAUCCAAGGCUGCCUAUGUUGAUAAGCUCCUGAGGCCUCUCAAUGCCCUGGAUGAACUUUACCGCCUGGUAGCCUCGUUUAUCAGGUCCAAGCGCACGGCGGCCUGUGUGAACACGGCGUGCAGCGCCUCGGGCGUGGGGCUGCUGUCCGUGUCGUCGGAGCUGUGCAGCAGGCUGGGGGCCUGCCACGUCAUCAUGUGCAACAGCGGUGUGCACCGGUGCACCCUGAGCGUGACCGUGGAGCAGGCCAUCAUUCUGGCCAGAAGCCACGGACUGCCUCCUCGCUACAUUAUGCAGGCUACGGAUGUAAUGCGGAAGCAGGGAGCAAGAGUUCAGAACACAGCAAAGAAUUUAGGAGUGAGAGACCGGACCCCACAGGCUGCUCCCAGGUAA